This is a messenger RNA of Solanum dulcamara, 3340 nucleotides long. RefSeq lists its product as uncharacterized. The record is from RefSeq and is a predicted model, not a curated record. The coding region runs from base 733 to 2985 and encodes 750 amino acids. NCBI's taxonomy places the organism in Eukaryota, Viridiplantae, Streptophyta, Magnoliopsida, Solanales, Solanaceae. The transcript is spliced from 4 exons.
CUUAUAUUAAUGAGACUCCCAUUUUGAGGUUCAGAUUCAGAAACCCACUUUCAAUUUGGACACUUCUCAAGUUUUCUCCUUCUCUCUCCUUAUCUUUCACACUUAAAUAAUCAAGAAAAUGCCCUUUAAAAAGUUGCCUUUUUUACCCAUAUGACUAACUUUGUACUGAGCAAUCAAUGCUAACCCUUCACCCCUUUUCUUAGCUCUACUCUUUCUUUACAAGAAUACAUCCAUAUGUAUUUAUGGACUACUGUACUAUUUUAUCACUUUGUUUUUUUACAUACAUUUUGCUCAUAAUAAAUGUAUAAAUGCCAAACCCCCAUUUUGUUCCUUCCUCUUCUUGAUUCAUUUUUGGGGUUCUCACUUUCUCUUUCUCUUGACCACUAAUGGCACCUAGUUCUUGAAUCACUGAAAGUUGGAUGCUUUUGUUGGAUUAAGGAAAGCUACUUUGGCUGUGAAUCUCAAUAGGGUUUCAAAGGAUUGAUUUUUUUUUCCAUCUGUUUGAGUGGUUUUGUGGGAUUUUGAGUUCUAUUAUACUUGUAUGAUUGAACCCUUCUUGGAGAACCAACUUCUCACCCUUUUAAGUGAAAGUUGUUAGCUGUAAUUUUCUUUCUUAAUCUGGAAAUUUGGGAGAAAGAGAGAAAACCCUUUUGCUAGAUUUCCUUUGUUAAAUCUUGAAAGUUCUUCAAUUUGGUAUCUUUUUUCUGGUAAUGCUAAGCGAAGAUUUGGGGAAUGGCUACUUUGGUACCUGGUGUUCUAUUAAAGCUUCUUCAGCAUAUGAACACAGAUGUGAAAGUUGCCGGUGAGCACAGGUCAUCUCUGUUGCAAGUGGUUAGCAUUGUGCCAGCAUUAGCAGGUGGGGAGCUCUUUCCCAACCAAGGGUUCUACCUAAAGGUAUCAGAUUCUUCUCAUGCCACUUAUGUAUCUUUGCCUGAUGAACAUGAUGAUCUUAUUCUUAGUGAUAAGAUUCAAUUGGGUCAGUUCAUUCAUGUUGAGAGGCUUGAAGCUGCUUCACCUGUGCCUAUUCUUAGGGGUGUUAGGCCCGUCCCUGGCCGACACCCUUGUGUUGGAACUCCUGAAGAUAUAGUAGCAACUCAUUCUUUAGGCUUCCUCAAUAACAAUGGUAAUCUGUCUCCUGGUUCAAAAUCACGAGAUAAAACUAAGUCUCCUUCAAAAGCAUUAGGCAACAAUCAUGCGGGGGUGAAAGACAAUAAAUCUGCAGUUUCUAGAUCAAAUGGUGGUGCCAAAGAGGAAAAACUGGAAAAGAAGAAGCCUACUUUGACUUGGUCGAAGUCUCACUUGUCGAAGUUAGCAUUAAAUGUAGUGGAGAAGAAGGAUACUCUAAUGAGAGUAAAAUCUUCCAGCUCAAGAUCAAUACCCACAUCUCCUACAAGUUGUUAUUCAUUACCAACUUCUUUUGAGAAGUUCUCAAAUGGGGUUAAGCAACAAGCAAAGGUUAAGGGCUUGGAACGACUAGAGAAAGCAACAGCUAAACCUGGAUUGGAGAAGUCAAGUUCUGUUCGUGGGGCAAGUCCAACACCGAAGAGAGUGCUGGGUGGGAAUCCAUUGAAGAAUUAUCUUCAAGGGCUUGAAUUGGAGCCUAAGGCCUUGAGGAAGAGCUGGGAAGGGAAUAUGGAUUUGAAGAGCAGAGAUAGUCCCAGGUUGAGGGUCAACAAGCAUGAUUUGAAGCCUGAACCGAGGAGCACUUCUGUUCCAAGAAAAUCAACCAGUGAGAAAUUGACAAGUAAAGAAGAUAACCGGUGUAUACUCGCAAAAUCAUCCAAAGAGGAAAAUAAGGUUCAUACAUCCUUAAAGAAGACUUCCACAAAUGGAGAGCCUGUUGAUGCUGAUAAAUCAAGUAAGCAGAAAAUAUCCAAGGGAAGAAAGCUACCCGGGGAGGUCAAUAAUGGCUUAGAAGACUUGGUCAAAGUUGCUGUCAGUAAUAGAAUUUUAGCGGAUGGAAAUGUUGCCUGGUCAUCACUCCCAUCUUCUCUCACAAAGAUUGGAAAGGAAGUCAUGAAGCACAGAGAUGCUGCACAGAUAGCAGCCAUUGAGGCUAUGCAGGUGGCUUCGGCUACUGAAAGCUUACUCAGAUGUCUAAGCACAUAUUCUGAGUUGAGCUCCUCGGCAAAGGAAGAUAACGCACAGCCUGCUGUUGAGCAAUUCUUGGCACUGCAUGCAAGUUUGAAGAAUGUUCACCUUGUUGGUGAUGCUUUAUCCAAGACCAUAUCAGCUGCUGGUUCAGAAUCAGAUCAUGAAGAAAACCCAUCUGAAGAAGCACUUAAGGCUGUAUCGGAAAAACGGAAGCAAGCAACUCUAUGGGUCAAUGCUGCGUUGGCUACCAAUCUGUCAUCAUUCUCAGUGUAUAGCAAAAAAGCAACUUCAACUCCAAUUGCCCCUUCAGCUCCCUCGUCAACCCCAAAGACUAUCACUCUCAAUCAACCUAUGCUAGUCCUUGACAACUCAACCAAAAAUGCACUUGCAAAACCUCAAGCCAAACCCCGUCCAACAAUAAGUUCUAAGAUUCAGUCAUCAGGAUCUCAACGGCGCUUAACAGAUGGGGUAGCUGCUAAUCAGAAGCCAAAAUCUCCCCCUCCAGCGGAUUGGAUCAGAGGAGAUGGUCUCGAAGAGGCUGUUGACUUAGCCGAGAUGUUACGAGUAGCAUCCCAAGACUGGUUCUUAGGAUUUGUAGAAAGGUUCUUGGAUGCUGACGUGGAUGCCUCAGCUUUAUCAGAUAAUGGUCAAAUAGCUGGCAUGUUAUCCCAGCUGAAGAGUGUGAACGACUGGUUAGAUGAGAUUUCCUCUAGCAAGGAUGAUGAAAGUCCCCAAAUUGCUUCUGAGACCAUCGAUAGGAUAAGAAAGAAGAUCUAUGAAUAUCUUCUCACUCAUGUGGAGUCUGCUGCAGCAGCUCUUGGUGGUGGUGGUGGUGGCGGCGGCGGUGGCUCGCAAGUGUCACCUACAAUAGAACCCAAAACAAGAAAAUGAGUUUGAUUGCAUAAUGCAUACUACUAGCAACUCACCUUUCAUUUGUGAAGCAUGCUCCAAUAGCCCUUCAACCGCCAAGUGGUUAAAAGAGCUGAAAGUUUUAGGAUGUGUAUAGAUUCUAAAAUUGGUUGAGGUAGAGUAGUUUAGUAUAUAUAUUGUGCAGACAGGGAGUUACAUGAAGUUCAAGAUUUCCUUUCUUCUUUACGUGGAAACUUUUUCUCAUAAAUUAUGAAUAGCUCAAAGUCUCGAGUAUAUACUGAUGUGAGUUCUGGAGAAAAGGGAACAUGUCCUUUCUCCUUACCUUGAACGAGUGACAAUGAACUUGUUACUGAAAUUAACAUUAUAGUUGAUUAUG